CAUUUAUAAACCGAAACAUUUUUUAUUUAUUUUUAGUCAUUUCCUAUGUGAUUGGUUAUUGGCUAUGUAUUACGUCAUAUAAAUAUUAAAAUCGAAAAUAGUAAAAAGCGGAUUUCAAUUUUUCACUUUCGUUAAAGACAUUGACUAUCACAAAAUGAGUAUAUUAAUGAUAAUGGAAAGUAUAUUUUUAAUUGGAAAUAUAAUGUUGUUACAUGUGAAAGGUCAAUAUUUAACACAAGUGCAAACAUAUAUAGACACGUGUAACGAGACAAUAACUCUACGUGACACGGGCGGCACGGGGAAAUUGUUUUACACUCAUUACGAACACCAACAAACAAAGCGAUGUAGGAUUGUGAUCGAGGCUGAACCGGGAUAUCAUAUUGCAUACGGUUUUAGUAAACAAUCAGCUGUCCGAACGAUACAUAGUUUCCAUGAUCACGUGUACUAUAUCUGUACGUCCGUGACUGUCUUUCAAGGUGACAUGGAAAGAAAAUAUGAGUGUUUAAAUACCAGUAGAAAUUUCACACGCCAACUGGAAUCGACACAAAGGAAUACGCUGACUUUAGAUAUUCUUGGUGAUAGCUCUACAUCGUUUACUUUUGAAUUCGUGUUCUUUUCUUUCCACUACGGUAAAUGUAACAGCAAUGAAACGUCAUGUUGGCUUAUGCGAAAUAUUCGUUCAACUGCUUGUGUAAGCCAAGAUUCGAUCAUUAACAAUCCUUUUAUUUUCUGUGACGGGAAUGAUUAUGGUGGUUAUCCGGACUAUAAAAAUCCAAAUGGGGGUUUGUUAGCAGCUAUCGUGUUAUUGUGUAUAAUACUUGUACCUAUGUUAGUUUUUUGUGGCUGCUUCAUGUACAGAAGGUAUUGUAAGCAACCGGAACCGGAACCUGAAGAUAUUCCUACGCGAGCAAGGAGAAUAUUUGCCGCCAUUAUGGAGGAUGCUCACGACAAUGCCGGGUAUGAUACCGGACCUAUUGAUCCCGAUAAGUUUGAUCCGCCGCCAGAGUAUAGUUCUCUAGAACAAUUAGAUGGUAACCAUGAAGGAUCAACGUCUCAAUGUGACACACGCUUAAGUCAAAUAUCUGUAGAAAACUUACCAAGCUAUAACGAUGUGAUGAAAAACAGUAAUGAAUAUCUCGUGUCUUUCCACAUGUAACGAGCUAGGAAAAGAAAUUAUUUAUGAAUGGUAUAAACAGACCAGCGAUUACGACACUUAUUUAACACGUUAUUUAACACUACCAUUACAUAUUUAUUUACUUCAUUUAAAUACUUCAUUUAUACAUCAUCAUCAUCAUCAUCAUCAUCAUCAUCAUCAUCAUCGUCAGCAGCAGCAGCAGCAGCAGCCAAUCAUCAUUCUUGUGAGUUUUCAGAUAAAGCAAUUUAAAAUCCAUAGAAUAGAAUACAAAUUGUUAUUGUAUUCUACCGCAUUGUCAUUUUCAUUUUAGAUACUUGGAUAAGCUGAUUUGAAAUCUCUACAAAUAAUAACCUCGUCUUUUGCAAGUCUUCUGUACAAAAUUUGUUAUACUCAUAGUGGUAUAUGUUACAAUAAUUGCAACUCUUAAAUCCCCUCGAUCUCCCUUGCAAUUACAGACCUAUGUAGAUAAUAAGCUUGUAAGCUACCAGGACACUUCCUAUUAGUUACGUAUUGUCAUAGAGGCUUGGAUUCCACUUGAGUCUAUUGUUUAACUUGAAGGUACUUGACUUAUUGUGUUAUUUUGAGUACGUAGAUGAUUGUGUUUAAUAUGUUUGUAUUCACAAAGUAUUCGUAACUUCAUUGUUGUUUUAAAGAAAUUAAUAUAUAGGAAUAUAACUUUUAUGUCACAUGUACAUUUCUUCUGAUCAAGAAUGUUUUUUAAUUUUAAUCUGAAACGAUGUUAUGUUAUGGUACAUUUGUAGUUAUUUUAUCAUUCCUAUGAUAAAAAAAGUUUACAAUUUUUAUGUAUUUUAAAAGUGUAUAUAUGCGAUACUUUGAUAUAUUGUAUUUUGUUAGGAUGUGGAGCGUAUGCUCAUAUCAGAAAAU
Ruditapes philippinarum (Manila clam) is the source of this 2020-nucleotide messenger RNA. RefSeq lists its product as uncharacterized. Bases 155 to 1156 code for a protein of 333 amino acids. The record is from RefSeq and is a predicted model, not a curated record. NCBI's taxonomy places the organism in Eukaryota, Metazoa, Mollusca, Bivalvia, Venerida, Veneridae. The transcript has 2 exons.